ACAAUUUCAUAGUGCCAAUGGUCAAUUUAUUGAAGAUAAUCGGUUAAUAUUAGGUCUUUGGAGGCUUAGUAGAGGAAUGAUAUGGAAUUCUGUGGGGGAGUCUGGAAAAGAAACCCAUAAAAUAGGAAAUAAACUUCAGCGCCCUUAUCCGCAGAAUGUGUCGUUCCCCUGCGACGUAUCCGCUGGAAGGAGUCAGGUGCGUCCCACCUCCGUUCAUAAAUUAAAAGCCGGCGAUAUAGAUGUCGUUGCGGGACUCGGGGACUCGCUGAUGUGCAACAACGGGGCCGCUGCCAGCAAUAAUUUCCAAGUGGUACGAGAAAACCGCGGUCUGUCAUGGGCUGCUGGUGGCCAAGGAACGUGGCGUGAAUUUACUACAUUUCCCAACAUUAUAAAGGUGUACAAUCCGGCGUUGCAAGGGUAUGCAAUAUACGACGGAUUCACGGUUCACAACACCAGUAAAUUAAAUCUUGGCGAACCGGGCGCGCUCUCCAUCGACAUGCUGUACUCGGCCCAGGUACUUCUACGGCGCAUGCAGGACGACCCGAAUAUAGACGUGCAAAAGCACUGGAAGGUAAUUACAAUUAUGAUUGGCGCCAAUGAUAUGUGUUCCCAUCUAUGCUAUGAGAGAAACCCUGAAUCUUAUCCAGAACUACAUAGGCGGAAUUUGAUAAAAGCUUUGAAAUAUAUCAAAAAUAAUAUUCCCAGAUCGUUUGUAAAUAUAGUGGCAGUACCACCAAUAAAUCUUCUUACCGGAUUCCGCCAUCAGCCUCCUAUUUGCUGGGCUUGGCAUUUGGUUGAAUGCUCUUGUUUCUUUGGCUCUCGGGUAGAGAAACAACAACCACGAUAUAUAAAUAUAUUGAAAAGAUGGGUUGCCGUAGAAAAAGAAGUGUCCGCAUUGCCCGAGUUUCAAGAUAAAGAAGACUUUGCCGUUGUUUUCCAACCAUUCACUACAGAAAUCGAAAUACCAAAAAAUUCCAAUGGUUUGGAAGAUUUAUCCUAUUUAAGUGUAGAUUGUUUCCAUUUAAGCCAAAAAGCGAAUGCUUUAGCUGGCGUCGCGUUAUUUAACAAUAUGUUCCAACCCAUUGGUCAGAAAGAUACGAAUUGGAAACCAUACUAUGAUAAUUUUCCAUGCCCGCCCAAAGCCAAUCCGUAUAUUAAAACGCAUUUAAAUAGUAAUAAAUGA
Molecule: messenger RNA, 1183 nt
Organism: Ctenocephalides felis (cat flea)
Lineage: Eukaryota; Metazoa; Arthropoda; Insecta; Siphonaptera; Pulicidae
Product: phospholipase B1, membrane-associated-like
Exons: 7
Coding region: 77-1183 (368 amino acids)
Biological process (GO): phospholipid metabolic process
Molecular function (GO): glycerophospholipase activity
Source: RefSeq, a predicted model, not a curated record